UGAUGCCUAGUUUCUUUGUCUGUAUGUGCCAGGAUUAUGAUACUGCAAAUGCAAUUGGGUCAAAGUCCUAUAAUACUCUCAUGGAGGAGCUUGUUGCCCUUGUAGCAAGAAGUAUGGAGGGUGAACAAAAAAUGAAUUCUGAAGAAGAUUCUGUUGAUUUUGCUGCUGCAACAACUGCUACUCUGGGAGUUCCUUCUCCAUGCCUUUCAAGGGGUAAAUCUUUUGACUCUCCACGUGCCAUCUCUGAUGAUGGUAAUGUAAGAAAAGGAGAUAUAGAGGAAGAAGCAGAGCUGAAGAGAAUCUUGGAAUUGUCAGAGGCUGAAUCGCUUGCAGUGAAAUUGAAUGGACAAAAUAUGUUCCUCAGUUCAAAUGAAAGUGCAUAUAUGAAAAAGUCUGAACCUGUCCUUGUAGAAACAUUAGAAGGGUAUAGUCAGGCUCAAAGUCAAAAGUCUCAUCAACACGAACCUUCCUUAUCCCUUGAUAGCAAUGUCCUGAGCAAUUCCAGUAAUGAGUUGGUAAUUCGUGAAGCAGUUCCAAGGGAAGCUGAUUGUUCAAAAACUGAUCAAGUCAAUCACAUUGAUCAUUCAACUUCUGAAGAAUCUGGAAAAUGUGUAAAAUCCGAAGGUGUAGUAGAGGAAAGUAUUGCUGACGUUGUGUUCCAGAAUGCAAAUGCACCAUCUGAUUGUUUUGGACAAGAUUUGUUAUCUGCAUGUGCAAACCAUAUGCAUAAAUCUGGAGGAGACGAUGAAGUUCAGAAGCAAUCCACUUCCACUGAUGAUAUGCAUGGGCCAGAACAUAAUCAAAGUGGUUGUGACACAAUGAAAGUUUCAAGUUUAUCUGCACCAGGUGCAGAUUCAGAUUCAUCCAGUGGCAGAAGGCAACAUACAGAUGUGCCUGAUGCUUUUUCUUCUAGUGCUGAUGAUGGUAGUGAGGAGCCCAUUUAUGAAGGAGAGGAAUGCAUGUUGGAAUCAGGGACAACAAUUUAUGCAGACCGAGAGCCCAUGUAUGAAGGUGAGGUGGUUCUUGCAGAACAAGUGGGCAAUAGUACUAGAGAUGCCUAUGAUGCUAGUUCCAAGGAUGAAAUUACUCCAAGACAAGGGGAACUGAUUGAGAGUUUUUUGAAGAACAAUGCCAGUCAGUUGACUGUAUAUGGCCUAUUUUGCUUACUAGAUGGUCUGAAAGAACGUGAACUUUGUGUCUUUUUUCGCAACAAUCACUUCAACACCAUGUUUAAGUUUAAUGAUGAAUUGUAUAUUUUGGCUACAGACCAAGGUUACAUAAGUCAACCUGAUUUAGUUUGGGAAAAGCUAAAUGAGGUCAAUGGGAAUACAUUGUUUAUGACUGGCCAUUUUAAGGAAUUCAAUGUAGAGAGUCGUGCCAACAGCACAUGGGAUGAACAAAAUGCAAUGGCCAGUACUGCUGACUAUCUUGCUAGCGUUGACAAUGCAGCACAUGUGAAUUCAAGUUUCAAUUCUGACCUGCAAUUGGCAAUAGCUCUUCAACAACAAGAGUUUGAACAACAGCCGCAACAGCAGCCGCAGCAACUGCCACAGCCACAGCCACCGAAGCGUAUUCCGCAGCAAUCAAGUGUUAGUGGCAGUUCAGGGCUGGUUGUAGGACCCCAGGUCAGAUGUGAAUUUUGUACUUGUUUAAUUUUGUGCAUUUGAGUAGUUUGAAAAAAAAAAAAA
Molecule: messenger RNA, 1688 nt
Organism: Camellia sinensis
Lineage: Eukaryota; Viridiplantae; Streptophyta; Magnoliopsida; Ericales; Theaceae
Source: RefSeq, a predicted model, not a curated record